Messenger RNA from Lotus japonicus, 2629 nucleotides. Its product is annotated as 60S ribosomal protein L18a-like protein. NCBI's taxonomy places the organism in Eukaryota, Viridiplantae, Streptophyta, Magnoliopsida, Fabales, Fabaceae. The coding region runs from base 1876 to 2166 and encodes 96 amino acids. The record is from RefSeq and is a predicted model, not a curated record. The transcript has 4 exons.
UAGUUUGAGAUUGUGCUGGUUUUUGUGUGGUUCUCUUCUCUUUAUUCUUAGAUUGUGUGCUAAGUUUGUGCAUGUAUUGAUAUUGUGCUUGACUUGUAUGUUGUAACUUUGGUGCUAUUUUUGUAAAGAAAUCCCCUUAUUUUAGCUUAUAGAAUUUCAGUAAUAACUAAUAAAAGCAGGUAUAUAGCUUGAAAUACCAUACAAUCAAUAUAGGGGAUUGACUUCUGUGAUUAUUUUCUUUGUCUACCUUACUAGUGAUGCAUCCUUCAGCUUGCAGAACUUGUACAAGGUAGCAAAGAUAAUAUGUUUAGCAUUCAUUACUCGGCAGGUUUUCAUGGUAGAUUAUGUUGAGUGCCAAUUGGAGUAACAGUACAUACUACAUAGUUCUGUUUCUGGAUUGGGUUUUCUUUUCACAAUAGAUGACUUAUUAGGAGUUCUGAUGUUGACUUAGAUGUUUUUUGUUGGUUUGCGGUGGUUAUUAACAUAUCUAUUCUCAAUUUGACACUUCCACCCGCUGUGAACUAAGCUUUAGACCUCUAAGGAAACAUCUAUCUUCAAUUUGGAGAUGGUUUACCUUUCAGAUGUGAAGCUGGCUUAACCUUGGACUGAAAAUUCUUGGUUAAAAGCUGUCGCUUAGAACCCAGUUUUGUGAAAUUCAGCGUUGAGAUUUGAGAGUUCUUUAUUAGGAUUUAGGAGGCUGCCUUUUGUCCGAGGGUAAUUUUUAGUGAAAUGCAGGAAUUCCAUAUCAUUUUGUUUUGAGUUGUCAUAUGAAGAGUGCAAUUUGUCUAGGUUUGUAGGAUACUUAUGUACACUGUUUGAAAUGGCCUCUUAUAUCAGUAGCUUCAGAUGGAUAGCUUUGAACUCUGAAAGUUUAGUGUAUUAUUAUGCAUGUAGUGAUGAUCUUGUAGACUUGUACGAAGAUGCAAUACCAGAUGUAUGGACAUGAUGCUAGCCUAGUGUUCAUAAAAACAUAAUAUAAUGUAUCUCAUUAUUAUUAUUAAAUAUUAGCUCUCUUUUCUCUGAGAGAUGCUAGGAACAUUCUUAUUGGUUCAAAUCCAUGUGGGAUCCACUAAAGCAUGAGUCCCCCUCCCAAUUUGGUGGGACUCACAUGAAUUUCAACCAAUCAGAGAAAGUGUGUGUGUGAAAGAGAGUGUUAGAGUAAAUAUUGCUAACUAUACUGUCUUAUAAAGGCAGAAAUUACUAGAUUAGUGUCUUUGUUGUUAUAACACAUUUGUUGUAAUAAUGCAUCAGAAACUAUUGAUAGGUUUCUAGUUAUCUUGAUUAUGCUUCCCUUGAUUGUUAGAUGUUGAACUAUUUAAGUGAUACAUGUCCUUUAAAUCAAUCGUCUGAAACGCAUCUACAUGUAUCUCCUUACUGCUAGUGAAAUAGGGUAUGCAAAUGUCCUUGGCAUCCUGUGUUAACUUGUUGAGCUAGAAAUGGUCUUUUGAAUAACUGAACUGUGUCGAACUAUGUAGUUUAGUUUAGCGAUCAUCUUCACCUUAUAAGAUUCUUCACUUUUAAAAGAAACAGUUGCUGUUAGGCCACAUGAGUGUGUUUAGCCCUCUAUUAUUCUGGAUGUGGUUAACUUUCUACUUCAAUUUCAAAUGUAGAUCUUACCAAACUGUCGGGAGCCAAUAAUCAUCUAGUAAAAAGCCCUUGCUGUCACUAACACUAUUUUAGUUUCAUAUCUGGAAAAUAGGCUGUAAAUAUUCUCUAUAUUCAAUAAUCGAGGCUCUAUAGCCAAAGGUUUUCCUUUGCAGAAGCUUCUUGAAUUGAUGAAUUUUUGUUGUGUCUGUCAGAAGGAAUAGGGCAAUAAAGCAUUUUAGCCGCUUGCUAGUUGGCUAUAUAUCUGCUGACUUAGUAGUCGGGCUCUAGAUGGACACAGCUGACGAACGAAAUGGCGAGUAUGCUCCUAUCAGGGAUCUAGAGAUCCCACAAUUGGGAAAAUUUGACAAGCCACUUCCAUGUUUUGGUUGUGGAAUUGGAUGGUUCUCUUUUCUGCUUGGAUUUGCGUUCCCACUGAUGUGGUAUUAUGCUACAAUUCUCUACUUUGGAAAUUACUAUCGCAAGGAUCCAAGAGAGCGUGCUGGACUUGCUGCUUCUGCAAUUGCUGCUCUUAUUUGCACAAUUGCAGUGAUGAUAACAAUAUUUGUUAUCAUCUUGUAAUUUUACUUACAGCUAACUUCUAUAUAGUCAAUUAGUAAAAGGGGGAGAAAUUCUAACAUCACAUGAUGAAAGCAAGGCAUCAUGCACGGCAGAACAAGUUCUUAUGCUUUGACCACCAGGAAAAAUAGAGAGCAAAGCUGUGAAGUUAUAUAGUUCGAGUAUGUGGGGGCAUUCAGCUGCUUCUGUUCCCCUAUUGCAGUUGUGUAUACGACACACAAGGAUGGUGUAAACUCAAAUUUUAUCCACGGUUGUCACUUCCAUUAGCUUAUUUUGGUAUCAUGUAUCUUGGGACUGGUAAUUAGAAAAAGAAAAAGAAAAAAAAUAUGAAAGCUCCAUUGUUUUUUUUUGAAGUUUCAAUCCUGGCCAUAUUAAAAGUAGACAAUAUUAGACUGGUGGGCAAAAUUCUUCGCUCAAGUAUAUUUAUAAACUUAAUUUUUGUUGAUGUAAAUGAAUUUAUUGUGUU